Erigeron canadensis is the source of this 1122-nucleotide messenger RNA. RefSeq names its product coiled-coil domain-containing protein R3HCC1L. The transcript is spliced from 6 exons. Gene Ontology annotation, molecular function: nucleic acid binding. The coding region runs from base 24 to 815 and encodes 263 amino acids. Lineage: Eukaryota; Viridiplantae; Streptophyta; Magnoliopsida; Asterales; Asteraceae. The record is from RefSeq and is a predicted model, not a curated record.
AAAAAAAAAAACAUGUUACAUACAUGAAAGCCAAAAAACGCUCUAUUUUCCCCGGUACGUCAUUGAAUAUGGAGGCAAAGGAAGACUCCCAUUUAAGUAACGAGGCUUCUUGUAAUGACAAUUCAGAAGAUGACUGGGAAGCUGUUGCAGAUUGUGCUCCAGAUGAGAUACUGUUACCACAGGGAUUACUGAAUGUCUCCAGACUCACACUUGAAGAUAAAAAAGUUGAAACUCCGGUAAGGCGUGGCAGGGGCACCUUCUCGUACCAAAAAGAUGGCUUGUAUAGUGACGAACUUUUUGAUGGGCCCAUCGAUGAUAUUUCAGUAAAUAAAGAAGUGCCUUCUAGUUCUGAAGGACAGGAACAAACGAGAUAUUUGAAAUAUGGUACACGUCAUGUUCUUGUUAUGGAAGGCUUUCAACCAAGUAUGACUACGAGUGGACUGGAGAAUAUGUUGGAGAAGUUUAACUAUCACGAUGUUGUAAUACGCUGGGUCAAUGAUACCACUGCACUUGCCGUGUUUAGAACACCAGAAAUUGCUCUUGAGGCAUGUAAUUCAAUUAAGUGUCCAUUCAUGGUUCGUGUACUUGGGGAAAAUGAUGUCCUCAUAAGCUCCCUUCCAGAAAAAGAUUUGGAACCCCCUCGACAAAGGCCUAAAACAUCUGCCAGAACUGCUCAAAGGUUGAUUGCGCAGGGAAUGGGAGUGAAGUUGCCUUCCACAAGUUUUGGCAAAAAAGAACUCAAGGAACAAGAAGAAGCACGGAGGCAACGUAUAAUUUCUAGACAACAUCUAAAAGACGAUGCAUGGGGAGACUAAAUGCAUUGUGUUGUGUCAACUUCAAACAAGGCGGCCCGUUUGGUGGUCGCCUUUGCUCAUUACUGACUUCUGAGCUCUUCAAAGUCCAAAGGCUACCUUCUCCUUUCGGAAAUGGUUAAACUGUUUCAGAAUAGACGUGUUAGAUGAAUCAUUGGAAUAUUUUAAAAGGAAAUGUACUCGUUCUUGAUAUGACUCAUUAGUACAAAUAUUUCCUUGAUCCACCGUUGUGUCAGUUAAGAAUGGGCCAAAUGAAUGUAAGGAAUUUCUCAGUGAACAAUCUAUAUUUAAAUUAUAUUUAUAUAAUGUA